GGAAAUGUUUAAACUGCUCAAUGAGUUCCAAAGAAUGUUUGUAAACACUUUUUCCGACUUUGCAAAUGUAAAUGAAGCGGCUCAUACUACGCCAUUGUCACUCCCCUCCCCAAAUCAACUCAAUCCAAUCUCCUCUACGAUCCAAGUUUCUUUCCCUCUGCGACUCCGGCGAUCUCUUGGCGGCGAUUCUCUUACUCAACUCAGCAGACCGAUGUUUUCUCCCAUCUGAGCCCAUCAUCUUUGCAUCCCUCCUCCAAGCUUCCACUCGCUCCUUCUCAUUUCCGUUCGGCCUUCAAAUCCAUUCUCAUAUCCUCAAAGCGGGAUUAGACGCCGACCGCUUCAUAGGUAACUCCCUCCUCUCCUUCUAUUUCAAACUUUGCCCCGAUAUUUCGGUCACCCGCAAGGUGUUUGACGUGUUGCCUGUGAAGGAUAUCAUCUCCUGGACCUCCAUGGUCUCCGGCUACGUUCGUGCUGGACUGCCAGUCGAGUCUCUGAAGGUCUUCAUCUCCAUGUCAGAUGUUGGUGUGGAACCAAAUGCAUUCACCCUGUCUUCUGCGGUGAAGGCAAGCUCCGAAAUGGAGAAUCUAGGGUUAGGACAGUGCUUCCAUGGGAAGGUAAUGGUUCGUGGCUUUAGUUCGAACCGAGUUAUCUCUAGUGCGCUGGUAGACAUGUAUGGCAGAAACUGUAGAAUCGAGGAUGCCCGGAAAUUGUUUGUUGAAAUGCCUGAACCAGAUGCCAUCUGCUGGACUUCAGUGAUUUCAACAUUCACACAAAAUGAUAGAUUUGAGGAAGCUCUGGGGUUCUUCCGCGGUAUGUUGCAGAGAAUUACUAGCUUAGUUCCAGAUGAGUUCUUGCUUGGGACUGUUUUGAGUGCAUUGGGUAAUUUAGGGAGAUCAAGGCAAGGCAAGGAAGUUCAUGCAAAGGUCAUAACCAAUGGGCUAAAUGGAAGGGUUGUCGUUGAGAGCAGUAUCAUUGAUAUGUAUGCAAAAUGUGGUAUUGUGGAUGAUUCCCGCCAGGUUUUUGAUAGAAUGGAAAACAAGAAUGCAGUAUCUUGGUGUGCCUUGCUGGGAGGUUACUGCCAAAAUGGUGAUUUUAAGGCUGUGCUCGAUCUUUUCCAGGCAAUGGAUGCAGAUGACAACCAAUAUAGCUUCAGUACUGUGCUCAGGGCUUGUGCUGGCUUAUCAGCAGUGAUGCAAGGGAAGGAACUCCAUUGUCACUUUCUCCGAAUUAAGGGAGGCAGAAAUGUGGUGAUCGAGUCAGCACUAGUCGAUCUUUAUGCAAAAUGUGGUCUGGUGAGCUAUGCUCAUCGAGUAUUCUCGAAUGCCAUUACAAAGAAUUUGAUUACUUGGAAUGCAAUGAUCUGUGGUUUUGCACAAAAUGGUCAAGCUGGACAAGCUAUUGAGAUGUUCAAUGAUAUGAUCAAGGGGGGAACAAGGCCAGACUAUGUAACAUUUGUAGCAGUGCUCUUUGCUUGCAGCCACACAGGAAUGGUUGAAGAAGGGAAAAAACAUUUUAGAUCAAUGAAUGAAGAGUAUGGCAUCAGUGCUGGAAUUGAGCACUAUAAUUGCAUGGUUGAUCUUCUAAGUAGAGCUGGAAUGCUUGAAGAAGCUGAAACUUUGGUAUUGGAUUCUGCUUAUAGAGAUGAUUCAUCGCUAUGGGCAGCUCUUCUUGGUGCUUGUGCCACCCAUCGGAGCCCGGCAUUGGCAGAAAGAGUUGCGAAGAAGAUGAUUGAGCUAGAACCAGGUUAUCACCUAAGCUAUGUUCUUCUUGCAAAUGUUUAUAAGACGAUUGGUAGAUGGAAUGAUGCUUUGGAAAUUCGAAUGUUGAUGAGAAAGAGGAGGGUGAGGAAGGAAGCUGGGAGGAGCUGGAUUGGGGCUCAGAAUAGUAGCUUACAUAGUCAGAGGUCUGUUAAUUCUUUCCAUUGUGCUAGUGUGGAGUUUAAAGAAUUGGCUGCAUGAAUGGAAGGCUGGAAGCUGUUCCUUGUCUUCAACAUUUGGAAGGAGUUUAGGAGCUAUUGAUGCAGCAGCACAGUUGGAGCUGAAGUCUGGCGACAGCUACUGUGAAGGAGGUUACUUAUUUGUUAAAGGCCCAGCAA
This is a messenger RNA of Dendrobium catenatum, 2095 nucleotides long. RefSeq names its product pentatricopeptide repeat-containing protein At1g03540. The record is from RefSeq and is a predicted model, not a curated record. NCBI's taxonomy places the organism in Eukaryota, Viridiplantae, Streptophyta, Magnoliopsida, Asparagales, Orchidaceae. Gene Ontology annotation, biological process: RNA modification. Bases 72 to 1958 code for a protein of 628 amino acids. Gene Ontology annotation, molecular function: RNA binding; protein binding. The transcript is spliced from 2 exons.